AUGCGGUACGCACUCCAGAUCCGAACUGGUGCCGUCCUCGCACUCUGUGCGUUGGCGCUGCUGGUGGUAGCAGACGUGAAGGGCGCGGGUGGUGGCUCCAAGCCGCCGACCUACGCCGGCGACGACGACUCGAUGUUCAUCACCGCCGACGGGACUCAGAUGACCGACCACUCGCACGCUAUCGGCCUUGACGAGUUUGGCAACAUGGUCGAGCUCGACCCGGUUGCCGCCAACACUGGCUUCAAUAUCCUGGACACUCCCCACGACGCGUCGCCGGCCGCCGCCGCACCUGCCAACGACUCGCCCAAGCCACCGCCGGGCCCGCCGCCGGGCCCGCCGCCGACUGGCCUUGACUCGUCGUCCUCGGGCGACAUGGAGUCGUCCGGUGAUGCUAUCCCUGCCGCUGCCCCGCCGCCGGCUCCGCCUCCGCCGCCACCGGCAGGUGGCAGCGGUGGCCCGCCGCCGCCACCGCCGCCGCCGCCGGCCGCCUCCUCCUCGUCGACCGACUCGUCAACUGACUCGUCGUCGUCUUCGGAUGCGCCCAAGGCCCCGCCUGGCCCGCCGCCGCCGCCGCCGCCUGGCUCGGCGCCCAAGCCGCCGUCCGGCCCGCCGCCGCCGCCGCCGCCCCCGCCCUAAUCACCGUCGCCACCCGUGCCGCGUUCCCUCUGCACCUAUCCACCCCUUCCCCUUCCACCUCUUCCCUGACUCUCUCCUCCCCCCCUCUGCGCCUCCACGAGU
This is a messenger RNA of Thecamonas trahens ATCC 50062, 738 nucleotides long. RefSeq lists its product as uncharacterized. Bases 1 to 636 code for a protein of 211 amino acids. The record is from RefSeq and is a predicted model, not a curated record. Lineage: Eukaryota; Apusomonadida; Apusomonadidae. The transcript has 3 exons.